GUAAACAACAGCUCACGAGACCUCCCAUUGAGUGCCAUGACAGCUGGUGCAGGUGUGAUGUUGCUCUGGCAUGUGUGAUCCCCACAUCUCUUCUUGAGGGUGACAAGCCAGACAGUAACCCCUUCAGUGCCAUGGCUGAGGUGUUAGGACAGAGGAGCUUGUUGGGAUUUGGUGUGGUAUUGGCCUGGCUGGUGCUGUUCCACCUGCUCGUGAACAUCUGGCUGCUGUGUGUGUUCACCAGCCUGCUGGUGGUUCUCGGUGGCUGGCUAGGCUCACAGGCUGUCCUGGAGUCCAACAGUGUGGUUCACCUGGAGAGGUUUAUCACACUGGAGCAGGUUCCACCGUCUGUGGAGGAUGAGCAUCACUUGGACCAAGAGAUCCACAACACAGUGAGGAAAAUCAUCAGGGACUUUGUCUCCUCCUGGUACUCUACUGUGUCCUCUGAGAGUGCGUUUGAAAUGGAGGUUCAAGAGGCCAUGAUCUCUAUGGCCAUGGAGCUUAAAAUGCGCGCAAGACAGGUGGACAGAAAGGAGCUGACCCAGAGGAUCCUGGACCUGUUUGGCUGCCACUUGCAGGAUUACCUGAGAGCCAAGGAGCUGGUGACCGAGCAGCAGAUGCCUCCAAAGUGGAGCAGUGAGAGUGAGCAGUUGUGGAAGGCAUAUUCCAGGGUUACCACACCUCACCCUGCCAUGAUCAGUGAUGCAGUGGAAGUCAACUACACCAGAGCACUAGUGGAUUUGUUGCUGCAUGUUUUGGUGCCAUCGCCUCACUUGGAGACCCGCACUGGACGCUUCGUUGUCGGGGAGCUCAUCACCUGUAAUGUCCUGCUCCCUCUCAUUGCUAAACUGUCUGACCCUGACUGGUUAAACCUUCUCAUGAUCGAAAUAUUCGGCAGGUCAAGCAAACUGCAGGAGACAAUUGCAGCAGAGCCACUGACUUCAUCACCAGCACUGCCAUCUCCUCCUGCUGAAACAGACCUUGCUCCACAACAAGAGACUUCAUGUGUACCUCAACAGAAUACUGAAGUUCCUCCACCGAGAGCAGAGACUGAAACGGUUAAUGAUGCAGAGAUGGUCAUGCCUGAACUCGCUGCCUAUGACGUGAUUGACUCAGAGGAGGUUGACUGUCCACAGAACAAUACUGAAGAAGAAGAACCCACUCAACCCUUUUUGAGGCAUUACAUGAGAGGAAGCAAGUCAAACCCAUUUUACCAGGAAAAUGAUUCUGACCUGGAUUCUCCAUUGGCUGACUAUAAACAGAGUUCCACUGAUUCCCUGGUAAUGAUAGGCCAAGAGGAGAGCCAGUAUGACAGACAGAAAGAAUGUGCCUCAUCUGUUGAGAACAACAAUGGCAUUGACUUGGAGGAUGUUUGCGCCAGUCCAGUGGAUGGCUCUUGCCCUAAAGUCCUGGUGAGUUCAGAACCAGUAGAGCAUCGGAAUGGCUGUGGCCCCUCAUUGGUAGGGACAGCAGAGGGGACUCCUGAUAUCAGCAGCCUCCAGAACUUGGAGAGAGAUGGUAGUUACCCCUCAGCAAACCCAGGCAAAGACCUUCUUCUGGGUGUAGAACCGGCUGGGCUUGGGAACCCCAAUGAGUUGACUGUUGUCAGUCCAUUGCAGGUCUCUUCCCCCUUGCCAUCGUUCAGUUUUGAGCCUCUCAGCAGCCCUGAUGGACCAGUCAUCAUCCAGAACCUCCGCAUCACUGGCACCAUCACAGCUAAGGAACACCGUGGCACCGGGUCGCACCCCUACACUCUUUACACCAUCAAAUAUGAGACAGCAAUGUGUUGCGAGAACCCAGGGAGCAUCCAGCCUGGCUCUGAGGAUACUGAAGCUUUACAGACAGGCUGUGAGAAUCCAUUACCCAUUCAGCCAGUGGCCUAUCACACAGUCAACAGACGAUACAGUGAGUUUCUUAACCUGCAAACACGUCUGGAAGAGAAAGCAGAACUACGAAAACUCAUCAAAGGUGUGAAAGGUCCAAAGAAAAUAUUUCCGGACAUGCCAUUUGGAAACAUGGACAGUGACAAGAUAGAGGCCAGGAAAGGAUUGCUGGAGACCUUCCUAAAGCAACUGUGUGCCAUCCCUGAAAUAGCCAACAGUGAAGAGAUGCAGGAGUUUCUGGCUCUCAAUACAGACGCCAGGAUUGCCUUUGUCAAGAAACCUUUUAUUGUGUCACGCAUAGACAAGAUUGUAGUGAAUGCCAUUGUGGACACCCUGAAGACAGCUUUUCCUCGUUCAGAACCUCAGAGCCCAACGGAGGAUAAUGAAGGAGAUGUGGAUGGAGGGAAAAUAAGAGUUGACAAGAAGAGCAAGUCGCGGCUGAAGUUCUCCAGUAAAAACAUCCCCUUUAUGAAUGGCUCAGACAUAAGACCACCAGUUUUGUUCAGUUGGGAACAAACUAGCACAGUGUUUAAUGGGAUGUCUAUGGGAGAUCUGAAAACCUUUAUCACUGAACAAGAGAAACUGGCCAUCAGACCUGAGCCAGAGAGGGGGGACAGUCCAGUGGUAGGAGAAUUCGGAGGCAAUCUGGAUGGCAGCUCGAGUGGAAAGCAGAGUCAGGAACAUGCAGCCGAGACAGCGUUGGCCGAAGUGGCUCUGAACAUCUUGUGUCUGCUGAUGAAGGAGCAGUGGAGCUGGCUGUGCACUGAAAACAUUCAGAGGACCAUCAGGCUGCUGUUUGGGACCCUUAUUAACAGGUGGCUUGAUGUGAGUGUAGCCAACCUGACAUGUACCAGGUACUGGGUGGUGUACCUGCAGGUCAUCCAGGAGGCUGUGUGGCCGGGUGGAGCUCUGCCCACUGCCCCUCGACUUGAACGUAGCCAGCAGCAGAAGGAAAGCACCAAGCAGCAAGCCUUACAUUGUCUGAUGAGACUACUGCCAGAUCUGAUCUCGGACAUGCUGGGCUCAGACAAGUACAAACUCAGCUGGCAGACUGCAUUGGACUCCCUUCAAGACCCCUACAUUAACAGACACCUGGUCUACUGCAUAUGUGACCUUUUGCUGGAGUUCCUGGUUCCUGAACUACCUGAGCAGGACUUCCAGAGGAGCCUGCUGCAGAGCCUCUCCAAGAACCCAGAGAAGCUGCUGGCAUGAGGGAACACCUAUGAACCCACCAUCCUAACUGGUCAUUCAGCACUGAUGAAUCGCUGCAAAUCAGUGCAACAGCGAGGCUGCUCCUGUUCUACUAAUGUUCUGCCAUGAGAGUGCAUGUGAAUGUUGCUGGUGUGGCUGAAUAUUCUCUGUCCCCGCUUUCAAAUCCUGAGGUCACUCAGGCCUGUCUCUAAUUUAGCGUUGAUGUAUUGACAUAUGAGGCUUUUGAACACGGUGCCCUGUAUACACACACACACUCACACACUACAUUUGAAGCAGCUUUGAUUACAUGAGAGCACCUGGUUUGUGUUUGAUCUUAGAACAUGUCUGAUGUGGCAAAGCCUCCUCCGAUCUCCACAUCCAGCCUCUUCCUGCUGGCUAAACUCUCCGGCUUUUACUAAACUCACUUCAGAUGGUCUUCACACUCUGCCCUCAUCCCCCCCACUGUCUCGAAGUAGAAAAACCCACACAUGCUCCUCUAAUUUGGAGAAGCAGGAUUUGUUUUUUCCCCAAAACUUAAAUCUCAAGAUGCUCUAUAGGGAUUUAGCAUCACUGUUUCUAUUCUCUGUUGAGCAAUUCUUCAAUAUCCCACUGGCUCUGUAUCGAGCCACACAUGUGAUUCUGACAUAAUGUGAGCUAUACUUCCUAAAUCUGAGCCUUCCUGAGGGAUCACAUGUGUCUGGUAAUGUUUUUUUUUUCAACCUGAAGUGUCCAGGUGUAGGAAAAAUACAUAGUGUGCACUGUGGUGAAGAGUUGUCCAUAAGAUAUUUUACUGGCUUCACAGAUACGUCAUUUUUUUUAACACGCUCCUCAGAGAAUUAUCUGCACAGUUAAUGUCUAAAUAAUAGAAGAACUGGGCUCCACAAAAACAGCUAUAUGAAGGAUGUAGGAAUGGUUCUGGCAUAGGUCCAUCCAUACAUUUCCAAAUGUAAGUUACUGUCCAGCACUGAACUGCUGGAGUCUGCACAAUUCAAAUCAGUUACUAGAAGAUCUUUGUUAAUAAGCAAAUUAAACAGCAGGCUUAAAGGGUUGGUACCCCGAAAUUACAAUGAAACAUAUUUUUUCAUUUACUUUUACUUCUAAAUUACAACAUCUGUCCAUUUGCAGAGUUUUGGCAUUAUUUGAUCAGGACUUAAGAUAUCUGUCUUUUCGAUUUUUUAUAAAAUUCAGCAGCUGUGUGUCUUUCCACUCGCCAAGGUACCAAGAUCUGAGUUGGGCUGGGUCCAAAUGAUACAGGUCAGGUCCAAGAGUUUGGACCCAUGAAGACCUCUAUUGAUGAAGAAACAGUCAUGUUCUGUGCGGGUAAUUGUUAAUUGAACACAAAAUAUGGUUAAAAUUACCACUUACUACAUCAGCUUUUAUAAAGGUUUUACAAGUUGUAACUAAUUGCUUUAUUUCUGAUACAUAAGUAAUUUACUAAGGCUUUAUACACCAUUCAUAAAUCAUUAAUAAGAACAGCUUUUGAGUCGCCAGGUUGUGAAUUAUCCCUCUGGUUUAUUAGAAAGUUAAACUGAUCUAUUAAACAUUAAUACAUGUUUUAUUAAGCAGUAAUAGAGCUAUUAGUUACAACUUAUAAAAACUUUACAAAGGGUGACUUGUUAGAAAAUGGGACCUGUUAGCUAACAGGCCACUCUCAUGGAGUUCAAUAACUCAUCUGUCAUCUUCUAGUCACCAUAGAAACCAUGUGAAGAGAGUUUCAGUCAUGUCAGCACACUGUUUACAGUCACUUUAUACAUAAUUUUGAAGGUUUUUGCACUUUGAAAAAAAAAAAAACUGCCUUAGCAUCUUAUUGCCUUUAUGGUGGUUACACAAUGAUCAGUGCUUCUUUCCCUCUUACGUAAAGACAAUAAGCAGGAAACUGUCAUAGUUUCCAGAAAAUAUCCUAAGUAUGUAUACAAAGUAUGUUACAACACCGAUUAUUUUCGAUAUCUUUAUCACAGACAUCAUGUGUAAUCCCAAUAUUUUAACACAGACUGUCUUAAAUACUGUUUAGUUAAUCUUUGAUAGCAGCUGGCCAGACGAUGAUGUAAUUUAAAGUGAAUCUGAGUGUCUCAACCUUUUCUGGUAACAUUUGUGCUCCCGAAAUUCUUAUGAUAAAAUGUAGAGAGAAUUAUAUUUGGAGUAUGGAGCCAGCUCCAAAUGGGUUAUGUUAAUAUUAAGAUAUGCAGUAUUAUCCCAUUGAAAAAUACAUGAAAUAUCAGUUAUGUCUUUUGCGACCAUAUAUAUUAAGACUUUGAGAAAUUUUACAUUCCAUCUGUUAGGUAAAAAAAAGAAGUCAAAUCUUAAUGUCACAAUCAUUCCAGUGUAUUUAUGAACUUAUUUAUUUGCUUGAUGUACUGAACAAUUACUUUUUCUGAAUUCCGUCCAUGAAAUAACGAGAGCUGUGCCAGUGCUGACAGAGAGGACCGUCCUCUGUUAUGAAGUGCUUUUUCCUUGAUUUUGCCUUACAAGGUGAUGAAGUUUGACCUGCCUGACCUGCACUGAUGCAACUGCAGUGGAGCCACUGUAUAUGCCUUAGUAGAACAUAAGCACCCAGUUACAGCUCUCUGUACUGAAACUAUUAACACAUGUUCUUUUUAUUGUGUCAAAUUGUGCUGAAUGUUGAACUGCUAUGGUUAUUAGUUGUGAAGAUUUUUUUUUGCUUGCUUAUGCUGAUGAAGUAAUUCCAUGUAUGUUGCCAUGUGAAACUGAAAAUUACACAGCACAAACUUAUUCUCUUAUCUAUGGCUGAGUGUCAAAAACAAUAGCUCACUUUCUCGUCGUAACAAGAUGGAGAUCUUUUUCACGUUGUAACAAGAGAUUUUUCAUGUUGUAAUGAGUUACAACAUGCUAAAAGAGUUCAAGUAGAAGAACUCGAUAUUUAUUACUACAUACUAUACUCUGUUUUUAUAAGAAACUUGUCCUGUUAUUAAAGCACCUCACUUUACCAGUUCUGCCAACAUUGUAUGGAAAUAUUGAGAUCGAUUGGUUUACAUGGUUUGAUUAUGUUUAUUUCAUGAUUGGUACGCAACGUAGCAAAAGUAUCACACAUCCAUCCAUUAUCUAUACUCGCAGGGUCACAUUGGGUGACAGUCAUGAGUUUUAUCACAGGGCUGAUGCAUACAGUACAAUCAUACUCACAUUCACACUUACAGACAAUUUUUUGAGUGGUUUCUAGCUAACAUUAAUAUGUUUUUAUCUUGGUAAAAAACUAUAUGUAGGCAAGCAGGGGUGGAGGGGUGAUUUAAGUAUGUGGCACUCAACACUUAAUUAAGUUUCAUUCAGCAUUUCUUCAAUUGGUCUUUCGCAAAAAAUGAAGUGUCUUUCUGGGGUUUACUUUUCCAUAUUCUGUGACAUAUUGGCAUGGCAACAGCACUUGCUUUUUGAGGUUGAAACCUUUGUGAUUUUAAGUUAAACAACAAUUAAAUUGUUAGCAUACAAAACUAAAACUCCCAUUAAAAAAUUAACAGUUUCACCUAAACAUAUGGAGUGAACAGCACAACAUACUGGAUCUUUUUCUCUUUAUAACAACAUACCAACUUACCAUGUUUUGUCUGCUGUACUUAUCUGCUUUAGUCAGUAGUAGAUGUUAGAUGUUCAAUUUUUCAUGGAAAAAAUGCACUGUGCUGUUUGUCUUUGGACCUUUACAUAUUUAUGCCAAAUGUUAAUUAGAAGAGCAACAGUUUUUAGACAGACACAACAUAGACACUAAAGCUAUAUGUUGAUGUCUUUUACAGUGAUAUAUGACAUUGUACAGCUCUACUAUUAAGUUAAAUCCCAAUUUCUAUCACCCCUGCCCCCCUUUUUCACCUUCCUGUCUUAUUUCCUAUCAGAUUCUGUGUCUGGUGUUUCUCUGCAGUGUGACCUGUGAACAUGUGCUGUUGUAUUGUGCAUAUUAAUGCUGUGAAUCUGUCUCUCCAUUUGCUGGCACUGAUUGUGUUGCAGUCUUUACAACAGUCGCUGUUUGUUUCUGAGCGUAUUUGCAAAAGACAAUAAAGUAACCAAACAUGACUUAUUAAAUCUUCAA
This is a messenger RNA of Thunnus maccoyii (southern bluefin tuna), 7095 nucleotides long. It is a transcript of the gene snx19b, whose product is annotated as sorting nexin 19b. Lineage: Eukaryota; Metazoa; Chordata; Actinopteri; Scombriformes; Scombridae. Gene Ontology annotation, cellular component: early endosome membrane; intracellular membrane-bounded organelle. The coding region runs from base 132 to 3092 and encodes 986 amino acids. Gene Ontology annotation, molecular function: phosphatidylinositol binding. The record is from RefSeq and is a predicted model, not a curated record. The transcript is spliced from 14 exons.